Molecule: messenger RNA, 1566 nt
Organism: Eufriesea mexicana
Lineage: Eukaryota; Metazoa; Arthropoda; Insecta; Hymenoptera; Apidae
Gene: fng
Product: Fringe glycosyltransferase
Exons: 9
Coding region: 211-1449 (412 amino acids)
Cellular component (GO): membrane
Molecular function (GO): glycosyltransferase activity
Source: RefSeq, a predicted model, not a curated record
UUACCGGAUAUCAUAUGCCGAAAUCAUCGUGACCGUGAAGUACAGUGAAUCGAGUACAAUUCACGUGAUCUGUUGUCAUGCGCAAACGUGAUUACUUCGCGCAACGAGUACGCUCGAUUUGAUUGUCGAAAACGGACAGUUUUAUCGAUCGUUCGAUAUUUCGGAAAAGUAACUCGGGAGUGACAGAGAACGUGAUUAUUGUCGUAUGUUAUGACUGGUGUAUUUUUCGCGCGACAGAAGGAGGGGAACGAUGCAAAGUGGUUGCCGUUGAUCGUCGGAAACCGAGAAAAACGUGAAAACCACGAGGUGGAAGGUCGGACAGUGAAAUUCGGUGGCGGGCCGCAGGCUCGUUUAUUGGUGAUUGGCGCGAGAUACGCCGGCACCGGAAGUACUAAAAUGCCCCGUGGCCUACCGACUAGACGAGGUCUACAGGCGUUGGCACUUGUUCUUGCCACUGCUUAUGCCACGAUUCUUCUUUAUCAGGCCGUUGCACCCCGUCAGUGGGUUGACGAGAUGACGGUCGAAGUGAAUAGCAGAAGCGAGCUGGUGGAAGUACCAGUUUCAAGGAGGAUGGUGAUCAGUGAGGAAUUAUCGGUGACACCUGCGAUCGUGACUGCGACCAUGGCACCGUUCACCACGAAUCUCGACGACUUGUUCAUCAGCGUGAAGACCACUAAACAUUACCACCAUUCCCGUCUGCCGGAUAUCAUCAGCACGUGGUUUCAAUUCGCUAAAGAUCAGACGUGGUUCUUCACCGACCGAGACGACCUCUACUUCCAGAACCAGACCAACGGCCACAUGAUCAACACCAAGUGCUCAUCCUCGCACAACAGGCGGGCCCUCUGUUGCAAAAUGUCCGUCGAGUUCGACAGGUUCCUCGACAGCGGCCGGAAAUGGUUCUGCCACUUCGACGACGAUAAUUACGUGAACGUUCCCCGCCUGCUGAAACUCCUGGACAACUACAACCCGAGGGAGGAUUGGUACCUGGGCAGGCCCUCGAUACCGGCACCCUUGGAGAUCAUCAGGCAGGGCCCGGAACCCUCGAAGCGACCGCAAAAGGUGAAGUUCUGGUUCGCGACAGGUGGCGCUGGCUUCUGCAUCAGCAGGGCGCUCGCGAUGAAGAUGACACCGGUUGCAGGAGGCGGGAAGUUCAUCACGGUGGGCGACAGAAUCAGGUUGCCCGACGACGUGACGAUGGGAUACAUUAUCGAGUACCUGUUGAAGAAGCAGCUCACCGUCGUCGAGCAGUUCCAUUCUCACUUGGAACCGAUGAAGUUCCUCAACAAGGACACCUUCGGCGAGCAGGUGUCGUUUAGCUACUCGAAGGGGUCCAGGGAGGACUGGAAUAUCUUGAAGAUCGAUGGCUUUGACAUGAAGGACGAUCCGAAAAGAUUCAGGUCGAUCCACUGUCAUCUGUUCCCGCACGUACCCAAUUGCCCGCACAGAUGACCAGCCGGAUGAUCCAACUCGCAAACAAGAGGAGAGUCGCACGAUCUCAUGUUGCAUCUAGUUGCAACGCCCAGCAGUUGACUCGUGUAGAUCGAGAUGGGUCUAUUCUUUGUCUCG